AUGAAGUGGUUUAUGAUCCUCGGGUUGGUGGCUCUCUCAGAAUGCUUGGUCAAAAUCCCUCUGAUGAAGAUCAAAUCCAUUCGAGAAAACCUCCAGGAAAAUGACAUGCUGAAAGAUUAUCUUGAGAAAUAUCCUUCCGGACUGGCCUAUAAGUUUCUUGAUCAAUAUCAGGACAAUGGAAUAUCUUUGGAACCCAUGAGGAACUACCUGGAUCUGGCCUACAUUGGCAUCAUCACCAUUGGAACACCGCCUCAGGAAUUCAAGGUCAUCCUGGACACAGGCUCCACUGACUUGUGGGUGCCCUCCAUCUACUGUGCCAGCCAAGCCUGCACUAACCACAACAUCUUCAACCCUCUGCUGUCCUCCACAUUCCGGGUCUCAGGCCGGCCCAUCAGCAUCGGGCAAAUGUUGGGAUUUCUUGGCUAUGACAAGGUUAAGAUCGGGGACCUUGUAGACAUAGGCCAGGGGUUCGGCCUGAGUGUCAAGGAGCCCAGCAAGUUCACGAAAUACAAAGUCUUCGAUGGCAUCCUGGGACUGGGCUACCCCAGCCUUGGCGUUGAAGGAGCCACCCCUGUCUUUGACAACCUGUGGAACCAAGGCCUCCUUUCUCAGAACCUCUUUGCCUUCUACUUGAGCAGGAUCUCCCCUUGCUGUGAGGCUGAGACUGGCCCACAGGCUCCAGGGCCCUCCACCUUCAGCCCCAGCUCGGGUCCUGUGCUCCUUUUGAUUUUCCACUGCUGUUGA
This is a messenger RNA of Piliocolobus tephrosceles (Ugandan red Colobus), 744 nucleotides long. RefSeq names its product pepsin F-like. The transcript has 6 exons. NCBI's taxonomy places the organism in Eukaryota, Metazoa, Chordata, Mammalia, Primates, Cercopithecidae. Bases 1 to 744 code for a protein of 247 amino acids. The record is from RefSeq and is a predicted model, not a curated record. Gene Ontology annotation, biological process: proteolysis. Gene Ontology annotation, molecular function: aspartic-type endopeptidase activity.